Messenger RNA from Cheilinus undulatus (humphead wrasse), 1344 nucleotides. RefSeq lists its product as uncharacterized. Gene Ontology annotation, biological process: endodermal cell differentiation. The transcript is spliced from 8 exons. The record is from RefSeq and is a predicted model, not a curated record. Bases 76 to 1344 code for a protein of 422 amino acids. NCBI's taxonomy places the organism in Eukaryota, Metazoa, Chordata, Actinopteri, Labriformes, Labridae.
CACAACCAUCUCAACUUCAGUUCAAAUAAGGAAAAGCCUUAAGAACUUUGCCAGUUUCCUCAGACCAGAUGGAGGAUGGCUCUGCUGGAGUUGAUCUUCAUUUCUGUGCUCCAGUUUGGCGUGGUCAACAGUCAAGAGAAGAUUUAUCGCAUCUUCCAACCUGAACAAAACGCCACCCUGCCCUGUGGCUCUCCGUCAUCCUCUGGACCUCUGCAGUGCUCUGAUAUUUCAUGGCUUUAUAACAGAGAUCCGUCAGAGACCGUUAUGGAGGCAAGCAGUGGGGAGGUGAAGCAGACGUCGUCCCGAGCUGACCGGCUGAGUUUGAACUCCAACUGUUCUUUGGUCAUUAAACGUGUCACUGCUGAGGAUGUUGGUCUCUACACGUGUCGACGGGGUGGUUCUGAUUGUUCUGAAGUAAAUGUGUAUCUCAGUGUUUUUACAGUCUUUCCGACACUGACUCGCUCUGAUCCAUGGAGCCCCAUUGAAGUCAGAUUAGAGUGUUCUCUGCUGAGAUACAGAGGUUUGAGUUCCUGUCAACCAAACAGUCUCCGCUGGGUGAAUGAGACAGGAGCUGUGAUUACUGACGGUGUUACAGAGAGUUCCAGAGAUGCAGACUGUUUCUCUGACCUGAAUGUGGCACGUCAGAGAGUCUACAAUGGGAAAUUCAGCUGCCAGUCUGCUAACGAGGAGAACAAUAAGGAUAUACAGGGUGACUACACACCUUUCCAAACAGGAACUCGGUGUAAGACAACUGCUAAAGCCGACAUCGUGCUGCUGGUGGACGAUUCCGGGAGUAUCUACCCCGAAAACUUCAUAACCCUCCGCUGCUUCAUCGCUGACAUAGUUGGAAUGUUUGACAUCGGCCCUGACAGAAUUCAGAUCGGUCUGACUCAGUACAGUGAUGACCCAAAGACCCAGUGGCACCUGAACGCCCACAGAACCAAGAAAUCCCUGCUGAAUGAUGUUAAUGAGCUGCAGCCAAUAGGAGGCCACAACAACACAGGCUCUGCCACACAUCCUGAGAAAAACUUCAAACCUGAGGUUGGGAUGCGAGAGGACUCACGAAAAAUUGGCAUCCUCUUUACAGAUGGAGACUCCUUCGAUGGCGUUGACAUGCCGUCACAAAAUCUGAGGGAUAACGGCACUGAGCUGUACACCAUCGGUGUGGAUGGUGCUCAUGUGAAUUAUUUGAAGUCCAUCGCCUCUGACCCACAUGACACUCACGUGUACUACGUCAGUGACUUUGAUGAUCUGCGUUACAUCUUCACCAGUCUCACUGACAACCUGUGUGACAGCAUCAAGGGUCCAGAAUCAUUUCUGACUCAAAUGGAGCUCAGCCCCUGA